ACGCCAACCAAAACCGAAACAGUUACACACAUACAGAGGCUGAAACAACUUCAAUUCCUUUCCUACUAGCAACUUAGCAAGCAAGCAAGCAAGAAAGAAACAGCACGUUCCUCUUCUUCUUCUUCUUCUUCUUCUUCAGACUUUCUGUUCUGAUUCAACCAACCUUUUAUAGUGCAUAAUAAUAUUUCAGAAGCAUGGAGACUAGCAUCACGUGCUGCGCACGUGGGUUCCUCCCUGCAGGUGUCUCUUCUCAACAUUCAACUGCUUUUGUUUGUCAAUCUUCCAUUUCUCCAUCCUUCUGCUCCAAGAGUCUGAAAUCGAGCUCACUAUUUGGGGAGUCCUUGAGGAUCAUGUUAAAGGCAUCAUCAGUUAAGGUGUCAAAGACCAACAACUCUUCCCUUGUAACCAGGUGCGAGAUUGGUGACAGUCUGGAAGAGUUCCUUACAAAGGCAUCUUCAGAUAAGGGACUGAUAAGAUUAAUGGUGUGCAUGGGUGAAGCACUCAGAACCAUUGCUUUCAAAGUGAGAACAGCUUCUUGUGGAGGAACAGCCUGUCUCAACUCUUUUGGAGAUGAGCAGCUCGCAGUUGACAUGCUCGCCGAUAAGCUCCUUUUUGAGGCCUUGACUUAUUCCCACUACUGCAAAUAUGCUUGCUCUGAGGAAGUCCCUGAACUCCAAGACAUGGGAGGCCCAGCUCAAGGUGGAUUCAGUGUUGCUUUUGACCCUCUUGAUGGGUCUAGUAUAGUGGACACAAAUUUCACAGUUGGCACCAUAUUUGGGGUGUGGCCUGGAGACAAGUUAACAGGUGUGACAGGGAGAGAUCAAGUUGCUGCAGCCAUGGGGAUUUACGGACCCCGAACUACAUAUGUUCUUGCUCUUAAAGACAUGCCAGGCACUCAUGAGUUCCUUCUUCUUGAUGAAGGAAAAUGGCUACAAGUCAAAGACACAACAGAAAUUGGUGAAGGAAAGAUGUUCUCUCCUGGAAAUUUGAGAGCCACAUCUGACAACCCUGACUAUGACAAGCUGAUCAACUACUAUGUAAGAGAGAAAUAUACAUUGCGAUACACUGGAGGAAUGGUGCCGGAUGUAAAUCAGAUAAUAGUGAAAGAGAAAGGUAUAUUCACAAAUGUGACAUCCCCAUCAGCGAAAGCAAAGCUGAGGCUGCUGUUUGAGGUGGCUCCUUUAGGGUUCUUAAUUGAGAAAGCAGGGGGAUACAGUAGUGAUGGCAAACAGUCUGUGCUUGACAAGGUGAUUGUUAAUCUUGAUGACAGGACUCAAGUUGCUUAUGGAUCCAAGAACGAGAUUAUCCGAUUUGAGGAAACACUAUACGGUUCCUCCAGGCUCAAGACCGGUGUGCCAGUUAGCGCCGUUGCUGCUUAAGCUAAUUUGCUUUGUUUUCUUGCCUUUUAAUUUUUUAAAUUUUUUUUCUAUUAUCUUUUUCUUCAUAGAACAAAAAGUUAAAAUUACAUCUAUACAGGUUUGUAUUAUAGUUUAUCAAGAUGUAUAUAUUUGGUUUAUAGCUAGAGCUAGACUCAAGUUAAAUGAUUCACAAGGUUGAAUUGUCUUAAGAUGGAGACUGGAGGGAGAGAUCAAGCAGUUUCAGUGUUUGUUCUUCUUUUACAUGAACUUACUUUUGAUUUAAACAACUAUAAUACAAUUAAUAUUUCAAAUA
Molecule: messenger RNA, 1671 nt
Organism: Camellia sinensis
Lineage: Eukaryota; Viridiplantae; Streptophyta; Magnoliopsida; Ericales; Theaceae
Product: sedoheptulose-1,7-bisphosphatase, chloroplastic
Biological process (GO): fructose 1,6-bisphosphate metabolic process; sucrose biosynthetic process; fructose metabolic process
Cellular component (GO): cytoplasm
Molecular function (GO): fructose 1,6-bisphosphate 1-phosphatase activity
Source: RefSeq, a predicted model, not a curated record